UUGAUAAGAGUUAAGUGUUAUUACGUCAGUUUAACUUUGCAAAACGUUUUCACUGAAUUCUUGGUAAUUAUAUCAUGAAAUGGUUAUGGAAGUUCAAGUUUAUUUUGUGGAUUUUUACAUUAUUUGACUUUGAGAAUGCUGAACAGCUCAAUGAGUAUAUUCAACAUUAUGAAACAUUAAGCUAUGAUAGUCCGAAGACUUGCAGGCAUACUUCGCGUACCAGGCGGUCACCUGCUGUAGGUGAAGAGGUACAUAUUCAGUUUUAUGCUCAUAAAAGAAAGUUUCAUCUUAGACUAAAGAGAGACACUUCAGUGUUCUCCCCAGAUCUAGUCAUUGACACUCCAGCUGGAAAGUUAGUUAAUGUUGAUAUAUCUCAUCUUUAUAAAGGAGAUUUGUUUGGUGAACAAGGUUCUAUGGUGUAUGGUUCUAUUAGUGAUGGUUUAUUUGAUGGGAAAAUCCACACAUUGGAUAAAACGUACUUUGUUGAACGAGCUCACAAGUACUUUAAAAAUGCCAGUAAACCAUUCCAUUCCAUUAUUUAUAUGAGCACAGAUGUGCAAGAUCCACAUUCUGCAGAAAGAACAGGUCAUUCUGGAGGGUGUGGUGUUACAGAAGAAGUCCAACAAUGGAUGGAAAAUAUUGUCAACUCUGAAGUCCAAUUAGAAAAACCUCUCCAAAAUGAGCCACAUUUUGGAGAUGGGGAUUCCUACUUUAAAAGAAGUCGAAGACAGCUGGUAGAUAAAUAUAGCAAGUUAAACAAUAAUGUAAUUUGGCCAGAACCUUUGCAGUCCAAUAACCAGAGGAGAGAAUGUACACUCUUUAUUCAGACAGACACAUUUUUGUGGAACUACAUCAAGAGUCAUUUCAACAAGCACUUCGACACCAAAAUCAGAGAGGAAAUUGUUUCACUUGUUGCUCAGCAUAUUCAUGCUAUCAACCGAAUAUAUGAAAACACAGACUUUAAACUAUAUAAGGGCAUAAAAUUUGUUGUGCGAAGAUUAAAGAUAAAUGACACAAGUGCUUGUAAUGAAACUAACAGGCACAGUAACCCAUUUUGUGCUCCCAACAUAGAUGUUUCAAACUUUUUGAAUCUUAACUCUCAAGUGAAUCAUACAGGAUUUUGUCUGGCAUAUAUUUUCACUUACAGAGACUUUACAGGAGGAACUCUUGGCUUAGCCUGGGUUGCAUCUGCAAAAGGAAUGUCUGGAGGGAUAUGUGAAAAACAUAAAUCAUACAGAGAAAAGGUUGGAGGGCGAGAGGUGGAAACAAAAAGGAGUUUGAACACAGGAGUAAUUACUUUCCUCAACUAUAAUAGUAGAGUUCCACCCAAAGUAUCUGAGCUAACACUAGCUCAUGAAAUUGGUCACAAUUUUGGAUCACCACAUGAUUAUCCAAAUUAUUGUAAACCUGGUGGAGCAAAUGGAAACUAUAUAAUGUAUGCCAGUGCAACCUCUGGGGAUCGACCAAAUAACAACAAAUUUUCAAGCUGUAGCAUUGGUAACAUAAGCUCAGUUCUCCAGGCUGUUUUCGAAGAAGAUGGAAAGCAUAAUUGUUUUUCAGAAGUUAAUGGGUCUUUCUGUGGAAACAAGAUAGUUGAGGAAGGAGAGGAAUGUGACUGUGGUUGGGAUAUAAAUGAAUGUGAAGAACAAUGUUGUUAUCCAAAGAAAAUUGAGCCAUUCCUUGAUUAUGAACCAGGUGCCAAACCUUGUACUCUAAGACCAGGUAAAAAGUGUAGCCCAAGUAAAGGCCCUUGUUGCAAGGAAUCCUGUGAGUUUGAGGAGGAGAAUAUAAAAUGUCGAGAUGAAUCUGAGUGCAGCAAAGAAGCCCUUUGUGAUGGUUUACUAGCUGACUGUCCAGACUCGUUACCAAAAGAUAACAAAACUAUAUGUAAUGGAGAAACCCAGGUUUGUUGGAAUGGUCAGUGUGUUGGUUCAAUAUGUGAAAAAUACAACCUAGAAGAAUGCUUUCUCACUGAGAACGUCAGUAACAAAGAAGAAAUGUGUGAUGUGGCUUGCAAGGAACCAGGGAAGAACAAACCUUGUAUGAGUAUUGACAAGAUAAGAGAUAUGAAGAAAUUAAAACUUAGACCAGGCUCACCAUGUAACAAUUUCAAAGGUUACUGUGAUGUGUUUCAAGUUUGUAGAUCUGUAGAUGCUGAAGGACCAUUAGCUCGACUUAAAAACUUGCUCUUGGAUAAAAAUACUCUAAUGGAUAUCAAGGAGUUUGUGACGAUUUAUUGGUGGGCAGUUAUGUUAAUGGUAAUUGGAGCAGCCAUUUUCAUGGGUUUAUUUAUCAAAUGCUGUGCUGUACAUACGCCAAGCAGUAAUCCAAGGAAACCACCAGCAAUUCGAAUUACAGACACACUCCGUAGACCUUCUUAUACACUUAGAAGAAUGAGACACAGACCUACAUUAGAACAGUUUCAAAAUAGUAUGGAGCUCCAAGUUAGAGCAGAUAGGAUGCUUUAUAGAGAUGGCUAUGAUGAUCCUCCUCCACCUUACGUCACUAUUGCAUCCUGUUCUCAUUCCAGACCAUCUCAAGGUCAUAGAGACCAAAGAAAUCAAAAUUAUGAGAGAGAAAAAAGAAGUCAUCACCAUGAGAAACAGCAGAGAAGAUGGUCUCAACCUGGUCAUAGAAGACUACAACCAGGACCAAGCCAACAUUCACAGUCAUACUUAAAUCAUCGAAUGUGAAAAAGUUAGCUCUUAACAUCAUGAGGAGACAUGCUGAUGAGAUGUUUUCAGUAACAAUAAGGUGGAAUCACUUAUAGUAAUCAUUGACUUGAUGUAAAAAGAAUCAGUGAUCAAAAUAAUAAGAGACUAGUGAUUUUUGUUGUAUUGCCAACAAUUGGUUUGAAUCCACUAGUACUCAAAUUCAAUCAAAGAUUAGCUCAUAUUAUUCUAAGAACAAGUAUUUGAAUAUCAGAAAUGUGUUUCUACCUAAACAGUGAAAAACAUCAUGUAAGUUUCUUACUAUUCUUUAUUCCGUCUUCCGUGAGCUACUUCAUUAAAAGCUCACAUUUAGAUAUUUCACAUUAUCGUUGUUGUUACUACACCUGUCCCCUGUAUAUGUAGCCUAGUGGCAUAAUUCUGUGAUGGUACAAGCAAUAAGCUGACUUUAGAUAUGAUUAAGGGAUAUAAUUAUUUGGUUAGUAACUUCAGUAAUAUUAUUAUUAUUUUGUUUAGUAGAUGAAAUCUAUGAAAGCAUAUACUAGUACUGAAAAAAAAAAUGUUUAUUUUUGU
Limulus polyphemus (Atlantic horseshoe crab) is the source of this 3242-nucleotide messenger RNA. RefSeq names its product disintegrin and metalloproteinase domain-containing protein 10-like. The record is from RefSeq and is a predicted model, not a curated record. Bases 75 to 2693 code for a protein of 872 amino acids. The transcript has 14 exons. Gene Ontology annotation, molecular function: metalloendopeptidase activity. Gene Ontology annotation, cellular component: plasma membrane. Lineage: Eukaryota; Metazoa; Arthropoda; Merostomata; Xiphosura; Limulidae. Gene Ontology annotation, biological process: membrane protein ectodomain proteolysis; Notch signaling pathway.